CGCACCACACCGGACCCGCACCGCACCGGAGAGCGCGCGCACACCGGAGCAGCGCACGCGGACCCGCCGAAGCCUUUGAUCUGAUUCGGGACGCCGCACGAGCCGCAGGACGCAGAGGAGCGCGUGCUUCCGGAGCGGAGCGAGAGGCCUGAGAUUGAAGCGCGACCAUGAAGGACCGUACGGCGGAGCUGCGCAGCGCGAAGGACAGCGAUGAUGACGAGGAGGUGGUGCAGGUCGACAGGGACCACUUCAUGGACGAGUUCUUCGAGCAGGUGGAGGAGAUCAGGGGCUGUAUAGAGAAACUGUCUGAGGACGUGGAGCAGGUGAAGAAGCAGCACAGUGCCAUCCUCGCUGCACCCAACCCCGACGAGAAGACCAAACAGGAGCUGGAGGAUCUGACGGCCGACAUCAAGAAGACAGCCAACAAAGUGCGCUCAAAGUUAAAAGCGAUCGAGCAGAGCAUCGAGCAGGAGGAGGGACUCAACAGAUCAUCAGCUGAUCUGCGCAUCCGCAAAACACAGCACUCGACUCUGUCUCGUAAGUUUGUGGAGGUGAUGACCGAGUACAACACCACGCAGUCCAAAUACCGCGACCGCUGCAAAGACCGUAUCCAGAGACAACUGGAGAUCACCGGCAGAACCACCACCAACGAGGAGCUGGAGGACAUGUUGGAGAGCGGCAAACUCGCCGUCUUCACUGAUGAUAUAAAGAUGGACUCUCAGAUGACGAAGCAGGCGCUGAACGAGAUCGAGACUCGACACACGGAGAUCAUCAAACUGGAGAACAGCAUCCGAGAGCUUCACGACAUGUUUGUGGACAUGGCCAUGCUCGUGGAGAGCCAGGGGGAGAUGAUUGACAGAAUCGAGUAUAACGUGGAGCACUCGGUGGAUUAUGUGGAACGAGCCGUUUCCGACACCAAGAAGGCCGUCAAGUACCAGAGCCAGGCCCGCAAGAAGAAGAUCAUGAUCAUAAUCUGCUGUGUGAUCCUGGGCGUGGUUUUGGCCUCGACCAUCGGAGGAACGCUGGGCUUCUAAGACCCGCCCCCCGCCGCCGUGACGACCGCCGCCGCCGCCAACGACCUUGCCCGGCAACCGUCGCCUCGGCAACCGUCACCCGGCAACCAGCAGAGAAAACAACAAACAACAACAACUACAUCGACCACACAGAAACUUGAAUCGCAACAUGCAAAUCAGCUAGGACGAGUUACCCAAUCACAGAUCAGAUCACAGGGAGUGGGCGGGGUUUAAGCAGACACAAACACAUCCCAUAAUAUUCACCGCCGCCAUUUUGGUUU
This is a messenger RNA of Boleophthalmus pectinirostris (great blue-spotted mudskipper), 1294 nucleotides long. RefSeq names its product syntaxin 1B (gene stx1b). Gene Ontology annotation, molecular function: SNARE binding; SNAP receptor activity. Gene Ontology annotation, biological process: exocytic insertion of neurotransmitter receptor to postsynaptic membrane; intracellular protein transport; vesicle fusion. NCBI's taxonomy places the organism in Eukaryota, Metazoa, Chordata, Actinopteri, Gobiiformes, Gobiidae. Gene Ontology annotation, cellular component: SNARE complex; endomembrane system; plasma membrane. Bases 168 to 1034 code for a protein of 288 amino acids. The record is from RefSeq and is a predicted model, not a curated record. The transcript is spliced from 10 exons.